AUGGCGACAGACAACCGGUCGCAGCUCCAUUGCGCGCCAGCUCUCGCGCUGGCCGCCUUUCCGACACUGCUGCCAGAGUACUCUGCGCCGACGCACGAGGCCUUUGCGAUCGCGCUCGCCGGCGGGUCGACGACGGAUCUGGGACAAGCUCUGUCCGCGUACUCUGGCAUUGUCUCAAUCAAGGGGAGAGAAUUCCGACUUCGGCUUGAAUUGUCCGCAUCGACAAGGCUCGCCGAUGCGGUCGUGGAAGGAUGCCCAGCGCUGGUGCAGCUGCUGAGCGGGUGCGAGGAUGUUGUCGCGCAGCGCAUCAAACAGAGCGUGGACCUCAAUGCAUUCUCGUUCGAGCUGCGUGAUUUGCUCGAGCGGUUGGUGGACGCUGCCGAUCGUCCCGCCGCAACAGGUUAUGUGCUACAGCAAGGCUUGCGCUCGAGCGAGUUUUACACCCGCGUGAUUGAAGAGCUCGACGCGGUCGGGUGGCACAAUGUAUCGCUAGAAGAUGACACGCUCUCCAACAUUCGAUUCACGGCACGGGAUGAUCGUCAACGCGAGCAUUCACUCAUUGUCCAACCCCAUCCACAACACCCUGCCGUGCCUCCCACCUGUGUUGCAGCAUUGCCCGAGCCGUUUCGAAUCCUUCGCUGGAAUUCAGCCAGUUCUCUCUCGAAUGUCUUCCAGCAAUUCCAGCAAGCUUUGCAGCGAUUCCAGCAGCUUUGGGACGAUUUGGAUGAGAUUGACGCCAACACUUGGGUGCUGGAGCCCGAGCGCCCGACACGCGAUUGUUGCCAUCGCCGCAUGGCUCUCGAACAUAACUCUUCCGUGCAGAUCCUUGUCAACCCGAAAGCAGUCCGAGCAGUGCCGGAGUGUCGGUUCCUUGGCGCAGAUUCCAUCGUCAACCCGUUGCGAGACGCCAUGAACGACAACAUAUCCCAAUGGGACGAAACGAAACCACUGCUGGCCAAUUUGGGCAUCGUGUUGAACGUACAGUUUCCUUCCCCUGCUACGGUCAGCCGCGAGGAAGUCACUGUGGCUUGUGGAAUCUGCUACUCUUAUGACCUGGGCGAUUCCGUGCCAGACAAGGUCUGCGAUGGGCCCAAGUGUCGCCAACCCUUCCAUCAAGCGUGUCUGAUCGAGUGGCUGCGUGGAUUGCCGAGUUUCCAGCAGAGUUUCAACACAAUAUUCGGCGAAUGCCCGAAUUGCAGCAAGCCGAUGGCUAUCAAGCUCAUGCCUGCGCGGUAG
Messenger RNA from Capsaspora owczarzaki ATCC 30864, 1236 nucleotides. RefSeq names its product fanconi anemia. Gene Ontology annotation, cellular component: Fanconi anaemia nuclear complex; nucleus. Bases 1 to 1236 code for a protein of 411 amino acids. The transcript has 5 exons. Gene Ontology annotation, biological process: interstrand cross-link repair; protein monoubiquitination. Gene Ontology annotation, molecular function: ubiquitin protein ligase activity. Lineage: Eukaryota; Filasterea; Ministeriida; Capsasporidae. The record is from RefSeq and is a predicted model, not a curated record.